GAGUCGACCUUUGUAUCCCUAAUGAUAUAUAUUUAUCACGGUGCGGAAUUAAUUGUGUUAUUUUUUUAACUUUUUAUUGGCAUAAAGUUUGCAAGUGAAAAGUAACCGGAUAUUACUAACGAAACAAUUCAAUGUAUCAAUGAUGUGGCUCCAAAUAAAUGUUUAUAGGCACAAACAAAUUAAUUGAAGUGUAAAAUAGAUUGCCAAACAAGUGAAUUCUGACGUUCCUUGCUUGCCAAAGCAGAAUAUGAUUCGUAGUGUGCGUCUGUGUAUAUGAAAGAAAUUGUGAUAAUGAAUUUAAUUAUCGCUAAGCAAAAACAACAUGUUCCAGCAAAAAAAUGUACGAAAUAAAAAGCACCGUUUUUGAUUAGGAGAAUCGCUCGGAAGCAGUCAAAACAAUAACAAAAAACAAAUCAAGUCUACACAAACGGUCGGGAAAAAAUCAAAGAAAGAAGCCUAUUGGACGCGUUGUUGUGUAUGUGUGUGUGCGCGUAUUAGAUUGUUGAUAGUGUGGCCGGGUUGGUGGUGUCAAGAAUCAAGAAUACGCUGAACGGAACAAUGAAUACGGAGAUGAACGGUGUGAGAAUUAUUUUUAUUCAUAUGUUUUUUUCUACUGCUUCUUGGUGAACGUCGACGAGCAACACAACACAAAUAGAAAAGAAUAAAUAAACCGACGUCAGACAAUACGUCAAAAUAUUCGCUCACACCCGCACCGCUCUGUGCCGUAUCGCUCCGUGCUCCUACACAACGUCGUGGUGGAGUCGUCGACGGACGAGAACGACUGAGAAUUUGUUUUUUGCUGUAUUUUUAAUUAAAUUUGAACGAAAUUAACGAAACUUGUAUUAACCCAAGCAGCUUUAUGCUGCUCUGGAAGCACCAAAAACAUUUUUGCGGUCAUCAAAAAGAAUAAUUAAACGGAUCGUGCGAGUGUCUGUGAUUGAAGAAAAUUCAGCGUUGCGUCAUCAUUCUCGGUGGAAUUAAUGUUACUUGUCGGUUGUAGAAUUAAAGGAUAAUCGCCUAGCCAGUAGCACAGCACCAAAAGAAACACAUAUCUUUGGCCAAAUGGAAUGUGGACUUCUUCAUCCACUGUCACAUUGUCCCUCAAUUUUGGUAUAACAACAAUCGCAACUGCGUCAUUUCAUUGAAGAUUCUGAAGAGACAAGAACAAAACAAUAUGUCUGUGCAACAAUUUUGUUUACGUUGGAACAACCAUCAACCAAACUUUAUAUCGGUCUGCUCAUCACUACUACACAAUGGCACACUGGUUGAUGUGACAUUAGCCGCUGAGGGAAGGCAAUUGCAGGCACACAAAAUCGUGCUCUCAGCGUGCAGUUCAUAUUUUCAGACACUUUUCACUUCAAAUCCAUGCCAACAUCCAAUUGUUAUUUUAAAGGAUGUUCAGUACGAUGACUUGAAGACAAUGGUCGAUUUUAUGUACUAUGGCGAGGUAAAUGUAUCGCAAGAGCAAUUGCCGCAUAUAUUAAAAACGGCAGAAAUGCUCAAGAUCAAAGGACUAGCGGAGAUGCCCACCGAUCCAGCCAAUUUAACAAAAUCCGAAAGCAAAUCAUCGAACGAAGCCCCAGAAUUGGUUGGGGGUGGUGGUGGUGGCGGCAACAAUGUGAUUGGUGGAAGUGGCAGCAGUGGUGGUAAUAGCAGUGGAGGUCUUGGCAGUACCAGCGGCACUGGUAGUGUCAGUGACUCCUUAUGGGGUAGUACAGAAUUUCAACAACACCAACAGCAACAACAACACCAGCAACAACAACAACAGCAUCAGCAGCAACAACAACACCAACAUCAUCAGCAGCUUCAAGCACAAGCACAGCAGCAGCAACAACAGCAGCUGCAACAUCACCAUCAGCAGCAACAACAACAAUUACACACACAGCUUCAAAAUAGUCAAACCCAAACCUCACAACAACAACAGCAGCAACAACACCAUCAACAAUUAAGACGCACACCGUCACCACUAGGCGCGGGCGCCUCACCGGCAACCAGGCGAAAACGUUUACGAAAGUCGUCCAAUAAUGGCUCAGGUGAACGUACCAAUUCCGAAGAUCAUAACACUUCACUGGAUGCCGCCACCGCGGGUGGUUUAACGCUGUCACAAAUGAGCCAAAUGACAUUUGGUAGUUCCGCUGCGAAUAGCGCUCUUGGUGGUUUAGCAGCACAUUCACUGCAUACGGCAAAACUGCUUAAGGAGGCAUCAAAUAAUGACUUGGAACAUAACCCUCAAGACUCAGAUAGUUUAGAUGACACCCACGGCCAUGUACAUAUGCAAAUUAAACCCGAAGUGGAUAUCAGUGGCGUUCAACAAUCGAUGCCAUUAGAUAUAUCUGGUGCCACGACUCCAUCUGAACACGAUGCCCCUAAUUCGCAAUCUGCACAUUCAGAUCUUUCUGUUACACCUGGAGUUAGCAAUAUUAUGACCGAUGGUGGCCCGUCCGGAGUAGCAAAAAAUAUGACUCAAUCACACCAACAACAACAGUCACAAUCCCAAAUGGGCACCAAACGUAAUCGUGUACUUACUAGGCAACCACGUGUUAAGCGCGACAGUGAUAGCUUGUCCAGCAGUCAAAUAUCGCCAGAGCCCUCAACCGGUAGUUUGGAAUUCGAACCAUUCAACAAUUCAUCACAAACCCUGUACACAUCUACAACACAUCAUCCUAUGCCGGCCAAUGCUCAUCAACACCACCAACACGCGCAUCACCACUCACAAGCUCACAAUUUUCUGUCUGUUCCAUCACGAAUUGAGCGUCACUCUUCGGAACCAGCGCCAAGUUUGUCGCCAACCUCGCCUCAUCAUUUAACUGUACCACAGUCAACGCCUUUCUUAAUUAAACAACAUUCGGACCCCCUAUUGCCUAGUCAGCAUUCUGAACAUCUUGGUGGCAUCAGUUGCGGUACAUCCUCCAGCAGCGGCAAUCUAACAAAUCCAUUUGCACCUUUACACCGCCAAUAUUCACAUCCGUUAUCGGGUAACGCAACUGGAGCAUAUCUAGCGACAAGUGCUCCCCUACAACAUUCUCAACACAUAUCAUUACCCGAAUCUAUAUAUGAAACUGCUUCGCCGCCACCAGCCGGCUCAUCUCAUUAUAUUGUCCCGCAAACAACCCCAAACAAUCCAGCACAGACACCAUCGUCGUCUAACAGUAAUAGCAGCGCUACAACUCCAGCGAGUAGUGCAAGUCCCACAAAAUCAAUAAAUUUGCCCCAAUUCCAGUCAGCUUAUUUGAGUAGUGAAAGAACUGUAACAUCAGCUGCGGGCUCACCGCCAAUACCUAGAGUUCCUUCGACACAAAUGUCCGAACGCAGUGUAUCGGAGGAUAGUCAAGCGACAGUUGUAUCGUGUAACAUGGCUACAACAGCAACAAACAUGACUACGUCCGCAUCAUCGGCGAAUACAGGGUUGGCGAGUAAAUUUCGUAGCUCUAAAUCAGUCUCGGCCGUUAUGCAAACCGAACGUAGCAGUUCUCUCCAAACAGGCGGCAGUACUUUAGCUUCUUCGAGUGGCGGAGGUAGUUCGUUGGAACAUUUACCUACAUUACGUGUCAGAAGCGAGGAGUUACAACGAUCGGUAUCAUCUCCACAGACCUCAAGGGAGAUGAUCACCUUAGAAAAUCCACGUUCUAGUCACUGUCCAGUUAUUCGGCCUGGACCCGCACUGGGUUGUAAUUUUUGUUGGAAUACCAUCGAUGGUCAUGGAAGAAUUUUGCGACGCAAAACUAAAUACCAUUGUCCAGAGUGUCAAACGAAUUUAUGUAUUGUGCCAUGCUUUCAAGAAUAUCAUGAACGUCUUAAUAAUGAACAGGAAACAGCUACAACUACGAAUGCGAAUAACAAUAGUAACACAACCAAAAGUUCAACAAGUUCCAGCUCAUCAGCACAUGUCGGCAGUAACCAAACAUCAGAGGCAACAGGAUCAUCCGGUGGUAGAAGCAGUUCACAAAGUAGUCAUGUGGCUACAGGUGGAACUCGACAUUAUACAAAAACGGAAACGUUUUAGUCGAUUUUUUAAAUAAUAACAAUUGUAAUUGUUAUAAUACUAUUUGUAAUGCCAAGAUAUCAAAGGGGAUUAUGUGUAUAAUAAGAUUACACAAUCCUUUCAUGCAAAACCCUAAAAGAGAAUGAGAGCGUAUUCAUUGGAGGCCAGUGUUGGUAGCAAAAAAAUCGUAAACAUCUUUAUUUUAACUAAGAGUAUAUAUAUGACAUGAUCCAAAAAACAAUUGCAGGUCUACCUGCUGAUUAUUAUCUUUUAUUAGUUCCCAUGGUACAUGAGGAGGUGAACUGGAUGUGGAAAACAAUACUAAAGGUGUGUGCAGCUUGAAGUCUCCUCAUGGCAUAUUUUGUGAUAUAUCACUUAGAUACUGCCACCGUUCAAAGACUUCAAGCUGCUUAUGUAGCCACACCUUAAGGUUAUGUCCGCUUUUUGUCAGAUUUUUUUUAAGUCGUUAUAUUUUAUUUGAAAUUUAAAUCAUUUUUAAUAUAAAUUAUAAAUUUCGAAAAAUGAAUGAAGUAUCUGAAUUUCAUUUCAACUGCCUAAUUUAAUUUCAUGACAAAGUCAGUUAUUACCCUUUGUACACGCUCAGAAAAAAUUGCAAUCGUCUGGUCUUUAGCAUAUUUUCGAAAUUAAUUGUUGACAUAUAACAUCUGACACUUUCGGAAUGAAUGAAUAAUCAGCAGUUAGAAUAUGGAAAUAAUUAUAAGAUCGACACAUAAGACCAGUCUACUUAUAUUUACUGUCAACAUAAUUUGAAUUAGUUGAACAAGUACAAUAUAUGUCAAUUAUAGUUAAUUUUGUUAAAAAUUUGUAAUUCAAAUCAAGGCUUACAUAAGGUCGACCAAGACAAAACUUAGUAGUUUUUUUCGCUACUGCGAUUUAACUCUCUUUGAAGGCGGGCUUACUGGCUUACUUUUUAUGGACCUUGAUUCAUAUUUUCAAAUCAUUUGAUUCAUUCAAUUAGAAAUAUCAAAGAAAACAUUUUUUUUUGGAUUAUGUUCUUCACUUCAUACAUUUUGGAUGCUAAGAUUUGUAUGAUAUACAAGAGAAAAAAAAGAGCCUGUGUAGACAAUAAAUCUUUCUUUUUAUGUACAAUGUAUUCAAUAUUUAUAUAGGUAUUUAAUGUACAGGGUGAGAUAAAAAAACUGCAACAAAGUCAAACGCCAUAAUUUAUAUAUUUUUUUUAAAUUGUAUUUAAUGAAAGCGAAAAAUUUCGGAAAUAGCAUCAAAUUUUAGAAUAACUUUAGAUUUAUUCGGAUUAAUCAUCUUUGGCACGAAACCGGCCAAUGAAACCGUCACGGUAUUUUGGUCCAUUCCCGGCGAAGCGCUUGCUUGAGGUGAUCGACACUUUGGUAUUUUUUAGUGCCAACCUUGCUUUCCAAAAUACUCCAGACACAAUAGUCCAAUGGAUUGGUAUCCGGAGAUUUUGGUGGCCAUUGUGCGCUGAAAAUGAAGCGAGGAAACUCAUUUUGUAACCAUUCUUGGGUGGCUCGUGCUGAGUACUGUUGGAAUGUCCAAGGUCUGCGGCCAAAAUGUUUGCGUGCCCAAGGCUUUAAUACACCCUCUAGAAUAUUUUCGCGAUAAUAUUCAGCAUUUAUUCUGAUGCCUCGGUCGAUUAAUACGAGCAGAGAGCGACCAUCGGCUGUUAUGGCGGCCUACACCAUCACCAUGGCUGGGACUUGAGUUCUGGUGGCCAACAGAAGGCAAGUAAACACGAUCAUUUUGUUUGUUUACAAAUUGCUGGACAACGAAUGUUUUCUCAUCGGAGAAAACCAAAUUCGGCAGUUCACCACUUUCGAAUAAGCGAAUAAAAAAUAAGUGAUGGUACGAGACACAAAAGAUUUAUUCACAUUUAAAUGCUGGAGUGCUCUAACGAUAGCCACUUGUGGUUUUCCAGCCAAAUAUAUAGAAGUCACACUAUCACGCUUAAAAUUCAUCACAAAUAUUUUUUUUCUGGAAAAUUCCCACCAAAAUGCUUUGGUACGCUUGUAAACAAUAUAAUGAGCUGUCACUGGAAUAAUUUUAACAGCUGUCGGAGGAGUGGCUUAUAAAUGACAACAGUCUGAAGUUGGUUGCAGUUUUUUUCAUCUCACCCUGUAAAUGUGUUUAACUUAUAUGGUGAAAAAUGUCGACCAAAUACGUCUUAUGUUAGGAAAAGCUGACAAACAUGAGUUUCAGCUUUUUUGUUUGUUCCGUUUCAAAAACUGCGAGAAUGUUAAGUAUCUUAAGUAUAAACAUACACUUGUUUGCUUUACGAAAAUUCGUUUAGUAUUUUGGUCAAUUAUGUCUAUAAACAUAAUUCUACAUCGAAUAAUGCUACCAAUGCUAAUCUGGCUUUUUAUAGUACGCUUUAAUUGAAAUCAUCGGAGGAAAUUUUAUUCCGAAGGCUUAUUUUCUAGAUCACUAUAAAAAAUAUGAAUUUGGCAAAAAUAAUAAAAGAGGUAUUUCAAUAUGGUUUCAUUAAAAAUAUUUUUGUAAAAUUUGGUGAUCGAAUGGCAUAAUUUGUGGAAUUAGGGGUAAAGCAUGUAAUUGGCAAUCUUAUUUGUUAGUAGCGAUUAAUUAAAAAAAAAACUGUUUUUAGUACUCUAAUACCAAAAGGUAAUACAACAAUCUACUGGAAAACUUAUUUCGGUACAAUUUUGUUUAUAAUUUAGAUAAAUAUUGAUAAUUUGGAUAUCCAAACAUUUGUAUUUCUUGAAGUGAACCUUACAUUUGGGGUUUCCUAAACAAAUUACUUUGUAUGGCUAUAAUGAUUUCGAAAUGAAAUCCAUUUUUAUAAAAGCCAAAGUUGUUGAAAUGUUUUUAUUUUGAGAAAUAAAAUCAAAAUACAAAAAAAAACAAAAUUAAAUAAAAUAUAGUUUUAUAAACUUGUUAGUUUUUAUAAGAAUAAAUAUAUAUUUGUUGGCAAGAGAUUUUAAUUAUUAAACGAAGAAAAUAAUAGUAAUGAGUAAAAAUAUAUAAAUGUGUGUAUAUUAAAACAAAAAAUGUUUUCAAAAUAGUUCAAUAAGUUUAAAUUAAUCAAAAAGUUCAACUCGAACAUGUAUCUUAAACAUUUAUUUGUAGGUAGAUGUAUGUGUGUAUUCAUAUGUAAACAAAUAUGUGUAAUAAUCCGUGGUUAUCGAAAUCUAUGUUAAAUUAUGUUUUUUUUUUUUUUUGUCGAAAGUGAUAUUUAAUAAUAACACAUCUGCACUUCUUGUUGUCCAAAAAGGAAAAACUUUGUAUGGUCAUAUAUUUUAUUAAUUGGUCAAAAAUGAUUUAAAAUAAAAAGUAAAAAAGAAAAA
Messenger RNA from Musca domestica (house fly), 7278 nucleotides. Its product is annotated as longitudinals lacking protein, isoforms A/B/D/L. The record is from RefSeq and is a predicted model, not a curated record. The transcript has 8 exons. Gene Ontology annotation, molecular function: DNA binding; protein binding. The coding region runs from base 1175 to 4003 and encodes 942 amino acids. Gene Ontology annotation, cellular component: nucleus. Gene Ontology annotation, biological process: regulation of transcription by RNA polymerase II. NCBI's taxonomy places the organism in Eukaryota, Metazoa, Arthropoda, Insecta, Diptera, Muscidae.